AGGUCCUUGGAGGUGUUGGGUACUGCUGAAGCCAUGUGGAUUAUUGUGGGGCUUGCCCUCUGUGGCCUGGCUGCAGCAGUGCCCUCUGAGGACAGGAAGCUGAGCGACAAGGCAACGACGCUGGCUGAGCGCAGCACCACGCUGGCCUUCAACCUCUACCAUGCCAUGGCCAAAGACAAGGACAUGGAAAACAUCCUUCUGUCCCCCGUGGUCGUGGCCUCUUCCCUAGGCCUCGUGUCCCUUGGGGGCAAGGCCACAACUGCCUCCCAAGCCAAAGCAGUGCUCAGCGCAGACAAACUGAACGAUGACUAUGUGCACAGUGGGUUGUCUGAGCUCCUCAAUGAGGUCAGCAACAGCACAGCUCGCAAUGUCACCUGGAAGAUUGGCAGCCGCCUGUAUGGCCCUGCCUCCAUCAACUUCGCCGAUGACUUUGUGAAGAACAGCAAGAAACACUACAACUAUGAGCACUCCAAGAUCAACUUCCGAGACAAGCGGAGUGCCCUGAAAUCCAUUAAUGAGUGGGCGGCCCAGACCACGGAUGGGAAGCUCCCAGAGGUCACAAAAGAUGUUGAGAAAACUGAUGGGGCCCUCAUUGUCAAUGCCAUGUUCUUCAAACCUCACUGGGAUGAGAAGUUCCAUCAUAAGAUGGUGGACAACCGUGGUUUCAUGGUGACCCGUUCCUACACUGUGGGAGUUCCCAUGAUGCAUCGCACAGGUCUCUACAAUUACUAUGAUGAUGAGGCAGAGAAGCUCCAGGUGGUAGAGAUGCCACUUGCUCACAAGCUCUCUAGCAUGAUCUUUAUCAUGCCAAACCAUGUGGAGCCUCUGGAGAGGGUUGAGAAACUGCUGAACAAGGAGCAGCUGAAGACCUGGGCUGGCAAGAUGAAGAAGAGAUCAGUGGCCAUCUCGCUGCCAAAAGUCAUCCUGGAAGUCAGCCACGACCUUCAGAAACACUUGGGUGGUCUGGGCCUGACAGAAGCCAUUGACAAAACCAAGGCUGACUUGUCCAAGAUCUCAGGCAAGAAAGACCUUUACCUGUCCAAUGUCUUCCACGCUGCUGCUCUGGAAUGGGAUACAGAAGGGAACCCCUACGAUGCUGACAUUUACGGCCGAGAGGAGAUGAGGAACCCCAAGCUCUUCUAUGCUGACCACCCCUUCAUCUUCAUGAUCAAGGACAGUAAAACCAACUCCAUCCUCUUCAUUGGCAGGCUCGUGAGGCCCAAAGGCGACAAGAUGCGUGAUGAGUUGUAGUUAGUUGUUUGGGUUGGGUUUAUUUUUGUCCCCAGAGCUUUGGGUUGUGUGUUGUGUUUUUAGUGGGAGAUUUCCAAAAAGGGGAAACACUAUUUUGUAUCCUUCUGGAACCAUGGGUGCUAAUUCAGACCAGGGUGCAUUGUGAUGAGAAACCAGCAUACACUUUACCUCACCCC
Acanthisitta chloris (rifleman) is the source of this 1427-nucleotide messenger RNA. RefSeq names its product serpin peptidase inhibitor, clade H (heat shock protein 47), member 1, (collagen binding protein 1) (gene SERPINH1). The record is from RefSeq and is a predicted model, not a curated record. The transcript has 4 exons. Gene Ontology annotation, biological process: collagen fibril organization; negative regulation of endopeptidase activity. Lineage: Eukaryota; Metazoa; Chordata; Aves; Passeriformes; Acanthisittidae. Gene Ontology annotation, cellular component: endoplasmic reticulum. Gene Ontology annotation, molecular function: collagen binding; serine-type endopeptidase inhibitor activity. Bases 34 to 1251 code for a protein of 405 amino acids.